UCUUGUAAGGGCAACAGCUCCACGGCUUCAUGUCUUAUUUGAUGGUGUGAAACUGCUGAGCAUCAACCCAUGCCUCGCUCGGACUGCUGCGGAAUACCACUCCGUGGAGCGGUAACAGUUCUUGGAUGUGCCUUGGUCGUGUUUUGUCUUGGAAAUGGAUACACAUACGGCAACAUGACCCCGUACCUGACCUCGUACCUGAGGAACAGAAGCGCGCUGUCCUCGGAUGUCAGGUACGCGGAUACGCUGUGGAUCAGUACCGGGAGCAUCCUCUGCUCCAGCUUCUUCAUGCCGAUUCUGUGUAUGGCGGAACAAUACAUCCCAUCCAGGAUUUGUAUCCUCGUCGGCGGAUGGACCUUCAGUCUUGGUAUCGCGGUGACAUACUUCAGUGUCAGCUACAGCUUCGUCACCACCAUCCUCUCCUACGGAGUCCUAUACGCUAUGGGGAAGAGUAUGGCAUACCCUAUCAGCCUGAGGAUGGCUAUCAAGUGGUUUCCUGGACGAAAGGGUCUCGUGAUUGGAAUAAUUGAUGCCUGCUAUGGCGGCAGUGCAUUUGCCCUGAACCAAAUCAUCACCAGAUUUAUCAACCCUGACAACCUUUCCCCUGACCAAGAUAUCAACAACAACCAUUAUUUCACUCAAGACAGUCUCCUGGAUAGAGUGCCCUACUGUUUUCUCCUCCUGGGAGGUAUUUAUGCAGCACUAAGUACAGUCGGGGUCCUGCUAAUGAAGGAUCCAGCAGUGCAGGUAGAAAAUGGGGAUGCUCCUGGUCUGAAGGACACAAUUCAAGAAAUAGGAGACACUGGAAUUAAAGAAGACGAAAACAGAGACGAAAGACAUGAUGACGACGGAAGCCUGAGCCCGAUGGAAACAUUAAAGACAGUCCGGUUCUACAUCAUCUGGCUGGUGUACUUCAGUUUGGGAGUGUCCAUUGACAUCUUCUACGGCUUUUACAAGCCAUAUGGUGAAACAUUCAUCACUGAUGACUACUUCCUGUCUUUGGUGGCCUCCUUUGCUGCUAUAGCAAAUGCUCUGGGAAACCUGUUCUGGGGGUUCAUGGUUGACAGGUAUUCAUACAAGCCCGUCCUGGUGUCCUUGAUCACAGCCAGUGGUGUAUUCCAAGCUACUCUAAUCGCAACAGAGUACGGGGGAAAGGCCAUGUACUUCAUCUGGGUCUGCUGUCUUGGUUUCUCCAUGAACGGCAUAUUCAGCAUCCUUCCGCUGAUAGCCAUUGAGAUGUUUGGAAAUAAGUACUACUCAGUUAACUAUGGACUUGUGCACACUGCUGGAAUAGCUUUUGGUUUGGUUGGAGCAACGAUUUCGUCCCAGUCGAAGGAUACCUUGGGAUGGCAUGGCCUGUUCCUUCUAUCCGCUGGCAUUUCAGUUAUCAGUUUUCUCUUGUCCCUUAUCCUCUAUUUCAAGAAUUGGACGAUGGAAAAGAAAUCGUCACCUAUUUGACGGCAUGUGUCGUGUCAUGUUAGGGCCACAAUCACCUCCUGAGUAUUGUUCACAGAGUAGAAAAUCAAAAUAUAGCUGGAAUCUAAAGUUAGAUAGAUAGACUUGCAGUCGGGGUGCAUACAAAGUUACACAAUCAAUCAGGUCACACUUUGUAACCCCAUGAUGUCCGGGGUACCUACAUAUACUGUUGAAAUAGAAUAGGGGAUGUAGAAUACCAUGUAUAA
Haliotis rufescens (red abalone) is the source of this 1682-nucleotide messenger RNA. RefSeq names its product oxalate:formate antiporter-like. NCBI's taxonomy places the organism in Eukaryota, Metazoa, Mollusca, Gastropoda, Lepetellida, Haliotidae. Gene Ontology annotation, molecular function: transmembrane transporter activity. The transcript is spliced from 11 exons. The record is from RefSeq and is a predicted model, not a curated record. Gene Ontology annotation, biological process: transmembrane transport. The coding region runs from base 70 to 1458 and encodes 462 amino acids.